Messenger RNA from Paramormyrops kingsleyae, 1070 nucleotides. RefSeq names its product STING1 ER exit protein 1 (gene steep1). NCBI's taxonomy places the organism in Eukaryota, Metazoa, Chordata, Actinopteri, Osteoglossiformes, Mormyridae. Gene Ontology annotation, biological process: endoplasmic reticulum membrane organization; endoplasmic reticulum to Golgi vesicle-mediated transport. The record is from RefSeq and is a predicted model, not a curated record.
GGACUGAUGACGUAUAUUUCAGUGGACAGGUUUCGUUUUCUACAAAGGGGAGAUGAGUUGUUUCUAGUUGUUUCAAAUUAUUUACAUUUUAUUUACACAAUGCCGAAAGUAGUGUCUCGGAGUGUUGUUUGUUCAGAUACUCGAGAUCGUGAAGAAUACGACGAUGGAGAAAAACCACUUCAUGUUUACUACUGUCUUUGUGGUCAGAUGGUGCUGGUUUUAGACUGCCAGAUGGAAAAACUUCCAAUGAGGCCAAGGGACAAAGCAAGAGUGAUCGAUGCUGCUAAACAUGCUCACAAAUUCUGCAACGUCGAAGAUGAUGAAAAUGUGUAUCUGAAAAGACCAGAGGGAAUUGAACGGCAGUAUCGAAAAAAAUGUGGAAAGUGUGGCCUCCUCCUCUUUUAUCAACACCAAAUGAAGAAUACGCCAGUUACAUUCAUUGUUGAUGGUGCAGUGGUGAAGUUUGGCCAGGGAUUUGGGAACACCAGUGUGUACAGCCAGAAGCAGGAGGCUCCGAAAAAAGUCAGGGUAAUGAUGACAAAGCGAACAAAAGAUAUGGGGAAGUUUAGCUCUGUUACUGUCUCUACAAUUGAUGAAGAGGAAGAGGAGAUUGAAGCGAGAGAAGUUGCUGAUUCAUAUGCCCAGAAUGCCAAAGUGAUUGAGAAGCAGCUAGAAAGAAAAGGGAUGAGCAAGAAAAGACUGCAAGAGCUGGCUGAGCUGGAGGCAAAGAAGGCAAAAAUGAAAGGGACACUUAUUGACAAUCAGUUUAAGUAAAUUUGACUAAUAAAUGAAGUGCAAAGUUAUAUGAUGCGUGAACAUAUUUGGCUUGAUUCUCUCCUCUGCUGGUCACAUCUUCAGUAUGAACAUGUAAGAAAUGGGUGAAUUUGGGAUUUUCCACAAACAUAGUAUGGGUAAUAUUUUUAUUGUAUCUAAAGAGCCAGUUCUCCCCCCCCCCGAUUUUCAGUGUUUAUAUUCCAUUUUAUGUGCGCAAAGCUGUAAUCUGAAAUGUUUGUACAGCUAGAAAAUAGUUUUUCUAUCCUUGUUUUCAAUAAACUGCCUAUUAUAACUUU